AUGGCUCCCCCAUUUUCCCGGUUUUCGCCCAGACCAUCGGCCACCAGACACAUCGCACUCUCCCCUCAAAACAAGACGUCCUUGACGGUGCCGGUCAGCCAGUGCUAUGGGACGCACGAGUGCUUCGUCUUCCGGACCCCGCGAACAGCUGGGGCUUGGCGGACAGAGGUGUAUGGCCGCACAGUUCAAGUCGCCUCCCCGCAGAAAGCAGACGAAGCCAAGCAGGAGGCAGAGGCGACCCAGCCAUCUCCGCUGCCGCCAGAUCAGUCUCCGACUUUUGCCGGAUUCAGCGGAGAGAAAGCCAACUACUUCGAGGCGCUGCGCAAAUCUCAGGUUCCAGCAUCCUAUGCAUCCGUGUUCUGCAGUCACAUGGGCAUCGUUGUUGGCAUUGAUGGUCCAGCCUUGUUCAUCGACCAGGACCUCCUCCGGGGAGUUUCCUGGCCCUCCACAGGCUUCGGCUCGCCCAGCCUUUGUACAGCUGGCACUGAUUUCGUAGUCCGAAACUUGGAG
Molecule: messenger RNA, 510 nt
Organism: Symbiodinium sp. CCMP2456
Lineage: Eukaryota; Dinophyceae; Suessiales; Symbiodiniaceae
Source: the annotation of a GenBank genome assembly